Molecule: messenger RNA, 1362 nt
Organism: Polistes dominula (European paper wasp)
Lineage: Eukaryota; Metazoa; Arthropoda; Insecta; Hymenoptera; Vespidae
Cellular component (GO): cytoplasmic vesicle
Source: RefSeq, a predicted model, not a curated record
AUACGAGAAGUUUCGAACUAUACUAUAGAUAGUUAAAGACAAGCGUCCUCUCUUGUGCCUUUGAAUUUCGAUUAUUGACACGUGUACGUUUAGCUUCCUUUUUCUCUAACUUUAUAUACAUUUUUAAGAAAUUAAUCAAAUAAAUUAGAAAAAUGAGGAUAUUUUGCGUACUGUUAACUUUGCUCGUGAUCACUGUCACUUCGUUAGCUCGUCCUCAGGAAUCAGAAGAUGCGAACAAGACUACAACUGCAGUACCUUUGACGCCUACAAUUAAAAAUAAUGAUUCUCCAAGUGGUACACCAGCAUCUAUGGGAAAAUCUAACGAGAAACCUAAUAAUGUUAUUGCUCAUACUACUCCAAGCGUUGUUACUACUACUGCUGUCAAAUUAAAAGAAGACGUCAGCAAAAUUACUAGUGCUUUAACGAAAACUGCAGUAACUCCUGUAACAGCAGAUUCUAAAGCUGAUUUGUCAUCUUCUGCGAUUCCAACAAACGAUAAAACUACUUCUAAAACUACUAUUAUUGCUACUACUGUUACUACUACUGCUGCACCGCCUACCAAAUCGACUACUUCUUCUACUACUAUUACUACUCCUGCUGCUGCUGCUGCUGCUGCUGCUGCUGCUACUUCUCCUACUACUGACAUUGUUACUACCAAUAGUAGCAAUAUAGUUCCAACUUUAGGAGAUAUAACAACAGCAGUACCAGUUACAACAACAUGCCCACCAUCGGAUCGUCAUUUUGAUGGUCUUAGCUUUCUAGGUGGUAUUAUUUUAACUCUCUGCUUGAUCGGAAUUGGAAUCUUUCUUUGCAAAUAUUGUCAACACGUUUGCGAAGAUAAAUAUCGUACACUAUGACUAAUUACGUAAUUUUAGUGUAAUAUAUUUCAUUUGUUGCUGUAAACCACCGAUACAUAGAUCUCUAAAUAUUAGAUCAUAUUUUAUUUAUUUUAGUUAUAUCGCUUAUAGAUAAAUUCUAUAUUUUGUUAAUUAACGCGUAUAACGCAACACGUAUUUAUGUAUUUUGUUUAGUUAGUUUAACGAUGUCGUGCUUAUUUUUUUCUUAUUUGUAUAAAACGCGAAUAGAUCGAAGUAAAUCGAUCAAUAAUCUAUCUUUCUAACGACUCAAAUGAGAAAAGAAAAACAUUACGAAUCUCAACGAGAGGAUGAACUCCCUCAAUUGUAAAAGAGUAAGAGUAGAGAGUAAAAGAGUAGUAGUAUUUGCACAAACGAGUACAAUUAGUUGAAGUAGUUAUAUUUUACUUUUGUAUUGUAUCAAAGAAAAAUUAUAGAAUCUCGGCCGAGCAACGAGGCUCUUCUUGUUUGUAUAAUAUACACACACACAUAUAUAUAUAUAUAUAUA